Messenger RNA from Anopheles funestus (African malaria mosquito), 935 nucleotides. RefSeq names its product rRNA methyltransferase 2, mitochondrial (gene Mrm2). The record is from RefSeq and is a predicted model, not a curated record. Lineage: Eukaryota; Metazoa; Arthropoda; Insecta; Diptera; Culicidae. Gene Ontology annotation, cellular component: mitochondrion. Gene Ontology annotation, biological process: RNA methylation. Gene Ontology annotation, molecular function: rRNA (uridine-2'-O-ribose)-methyltransferase activity. The coding region runs from base 93 to 821 and encodes 242 amino acids. The transcript has 3 exons.
GCCCGGUGUAAUGUUUUGUUUGACAUUUGAUUUACAGCGGGGUGGCAGUUAUUGUUUUGUAAUGUUCCGAUUGUUUUCCAUCCGAUGCUGAUAUGUUGGCUCGAAAUUUGAGCACUUUUGGCGGAGCUGCUAAAACAUUCGCGAAAGUUGUGCCUAGCAAUUUAAAAGGUAAAAGCAAAAGCUCUCAAGAAUGGCUUACCAGGCAGCUGCGGGACCCGUACGUGGAGCGAGCAAAAAUGAUGAACUAUAGGUGCCGAAGUGCGUUCAAACUGCUUGAAGUAGACCAGAAAUAUGGUCUUAUCAAACCAGGCCAUACCGUGAUAGAUUGUGGAGCGGCACCCGGUUCCUGGACGCAGAUCGCUGUAAAGCAUGCAAAUGCCGACGGUGGAAUAGCUGGUAAACCGAAAGGCAAGGUUGUUGGUGUAGAUCUUCUCCAAAUAUAUCCUAUAGAGCAUGCGAUUCUGUUCGGCAAUAGUGACUUCUUGCGCAAGGAAACACAGGACAAAAUUCGAACCAGUCUCGGUGAUCGACGGGUUGAUUGUGUUCUGUCCGAUAUGGCCCCGAAUGCAUCCGGCAUACGGGCAUUAGAUCAGGAAAAUAUAACGACCUUGUGUUACUCUGUCCUACGCUUUGCGAUACUAAUGUCCACACCGAAUGCAUCCUUGCUGAUGAAGGUGUGGGACAAUGGGGAUGUACCGAAGCUGGAGAAAAGUAUACUGGAGUACUACCAAACGGUGAAACGAGUGAAACCAAGGGCGAGUCGUGAUGAUUCUGCGGAGAAUUUCAUUCUAGCUCGUGGCUUUGUAGGCAUAGAGAGGUGAUAAGUGAAAACAAAUGAAAUAGUUGUUACAAUCUUAAACACGCCCCAGUCAUAUAGUGAGUACGAAAGACAUUUUUUUACUGUAAAGAAAUAAAAAUAUUCAAUUCAAAUUUAA